AUGCAACAUGAUCGGGUGAUUGCUUAUGCCUCGAGGCAACUCAAGAAGCAUGAGCGGAAUUAUCCAGUUCAUGAUUUGGAACUUGCUGCAGUGGUGUUUGCUUUGAAGAUUUGGCGGCACUACUUGUAUGGUGAGACGUGUCAGAUUUUCACUGAUCACAAAAGCCUUAAGUAUUUCUUUACUCAGAAGGAGCUGAAUAUGAGACAACGGCGUUGGCUGGAAUUGAUCAAAGACUAUGAUUGCACGAUUGAGUAUCACCCAGGCCGAGCUAAUGUGGUUGCAGAUGCAUUGAGUAGAAAGACCACUGCGAACUUAGCUCACAUCAGGACGGCCUAUCUUCCGUUGUUAGUGGAACUACGGAAGGAUGGAGUAGAAAUGGAGAUGACUCAACAAGGUGGAAUCCUUGCUAGCUUGCAUGUGAGACCCAUUAUGGUGGAGCGGGUAAUUGCAGGCCAGUUGGAAGAUCCUACACUCUGUAGGAUAAGGGGAGAAGUAGAAAAUGGAACACGAAAGGAUUAUGCCAUAAGGGGAGACGGAGCCUUGGUAAAAGGAGCUCGUUUAUGUGUACCUAGUAAGAAUGCUGAAUUGAAAAGAGAAAUCAUGGAGGAAGCUCACUGUUCCACUUACACUAUGCAUCCGGGUAGUACGAAGAUGUAUCGGACGCUACGGGCAUAUUACUCAUGGCCGCAUAUGAAGGGAGACAUUGCCAAAUAUGUGAGUAGAUGUUUGAUUUGUCAACAAGUGAAGGCGGAGCGACAGAAGCCAUCGGGACUCAUGCAACCACUUCCGAUUCCUGAAUGGAAGUGGGAGCGUAUUGCCAUGGAUUUUGUUUUCAAGCUUCCACGUACUUCAAAGGGUCAUGAUGGAAUUUGGGUGAUAGUGGAUAGACUCACCAAGUCUGCCCAUUUUCUACCCAUUAAGGAGACCUAUCCUUUGACAAGGUUGGCAAAACUUUUUGUGGAUGAGAUUGUGAGAUUGCAUGGAGCACCUGUGUCCAUCGUAUCGGACAGGGAUCCUAGGUUCACUUCUCGAUUCUGGAGGUGUUUACAAGAAGCUAUGGGUACUAGAUUGCAGUUUAGUACCGCUUUUCACCCACAAAACCGAUGGACAAUCGGAAAGGACUAUCCAGACUCUGGAGGACAUGUUGAGGUCCUUUAUCAUUCAAGUAUUGGGAUGGCUCCUUAUGAGGCGUUGUAUGGGAGGCAGUGCAGGACUCCCAUUUGUUGGAAUGAAGUGGGUGACAAGAAACUGGAAAAAGUGGAUAGUAUCCGAGCAACAAAUGAGAAGGUGAAGAUGAUAAAGGAGAAGUUGAAAACUGCACAAGACCGACAGAAGAGUUAUGCAGAUAACAGGUCUAAGGAUCUUGAGUUUGCAGUUGGGGAUUGGGUGUUCCUGAAAUUAUCUCCAUGGAAGGGUGUGAUGAGAUUUGGGAAACGUGGGAAGUUAAGCCCUCGGUACAUUGGACCUUAUGAGAUUACGGAGCGAAUUGGACCUGUUGCAUAUAGACUUGCAUUACCCCCAGAACUAUCUCGAGUACAUGAUGUGUUUCAUGUAUCCAUGCUCCGGAAAUACAUGCCAGACCCUUCUCAUGUAUUAGAAUAUCAACCUGUGGAGUUAGAAGAAGAUUUGUCGUAUGAGGAGCAACCAGUACAGAUCUUGGAUAGGAAAGAACAAAGGUUGCGUUCUAGAUCAAUCCCGGUAGUGAAAGUUUUGUGGAGAAGCCAAACUGUUGAAGAAGCUACUUGGGAACCCGAAGAGCAAAUGCGGGCCAAGUACCCUUAUCUCUUCCAUUGA
Messenger RNA from Prunus armeniaca (apricot), 1794 nucleotides. NCBI's taxonomy places the organism in Eukaryota, Viridiplantae, Streptophyta, Magnoliopsida, Rosales, Rosaceae. The record is from the annotation of a GenBank genome assembly.